CCGAGUGGGGUGGCGCGAGCCACUGGCCUGCCCAGCUGCAAGUGGUGGGGGACUGGGCGCUCGGGUUGCCGGACCGGGGGUCGCGGGGGCUGGCGCGUGGGCGCUCUGGGCCAGGAGCCCGGGCGGUGCAGCCGCUCUCGGGGAAGGACCUAGGAGCCCUCCGCGCUGGCAGAGCGGCCUCGGGACCGUUGUGGGCGACGCUCCGGGCCUGGAGGCGCAGGCCCCGCGCAGGAGGCGGGGGGUGGUGAGCGUCGGGUUGAGCGUGGGCCAGAGGUGGAAGGGGUAUCUUUGUAAUAGCUGACAGCCCAGGACGAACGCUUUCCCCUGAGGCCCGCGGGAGGGUCGGCACCUGCCUCCGUCGCUAGGCCGGCUGCCUUCAUCUCCUCUCCUGACAGGUGCUUGGUUGGUGUGUCCUGCCCGAGCGAGGUGGACACCUGCCUGGUCCAACGCCAUGCACACGCUUGUGUUCCUGAGCACCCGGCAGGUGCUCCAGUGCCAGCCAGCUGCCUGCCAGGCCCUGCCCCUACUGCCUCGUGAGCUUUUUCCCCUGCUGUUCAAGGUGGCUUUCAUGGACAAGAAGACAGUCGUACUACGUGAGCUGGUACACACGUGGCCCUUCCCACUGCUCAGCUUCCAGCAGCUACUGCAGGAGUGUGCCCACUGCAGCCGGGCCCUCCUGCAAGAGCGGCCCAGCACAGAGAGCAUGCAGGCAGUGAUCUUGGGACUGACUGCCCGGCUCCAUGCCCCGGAGGCAGGGACUGGCACGCAGCCCCUCUGCAGGAAGCACGUGCUGCGGGUGCUGGACAUGACAGGCCUCCUCGAUGAUGGUGUGGAGCAGGACCCAGGCACCAUGAGCAUGUGGGACUGCACAGCAGCUGUGGCCCGCACAUGCAUCGCCCAGCAGCAGGGUGGGGCUGUGGAGCCAGGGCUGGCCACUGUUCCUGUGGAGGUGCGUGUGGACCUGCGAGUGAACCGGGCCUCCUAUGCAUUCCUGCGGGAGGCACUUCGAAGCAGUGUAGGUAGUCCCCUGCGGCUUUGCUGCCGAGACCUGCGAGCUGAGGACCUGCCCAUGCGUAAUACGGUAGCCCUGCUGCAGCUUCUGGACGCAGGAUGUCUGCGCCGUGUGGACCUGCGCUUCAAUAAUUUGGGCCUGCGCGGCCUGUCUGUGAUCAUCCCACAUGUGGCCCGCUUCCAGCACCUGGCUAGCCUGAGGCUGCAUUAUGUACAUGGGGACUCAAGGCAGCCCUCUGUGGAUGGUGAGGACAACUUCCGCUACUUCCUGGCCCAGAUGGGUCGCUUCACCUGUCUGCGGGAGCUCAGCAUGGGCUCCUCUCUUCUUUCAGGGAGGCUGGACCAGCUGCUUAGCACUCUGCAGAGUCCCCUGGAGAGCCUGGAGCUGGCCUUCUGUGCUCUGCUGCCUGAGGACCUGCGCUUUCUGGCACAGAGUUCCCAUGCCGCCCACCUCAAGAAGUUGGAUCUGAGUGGCAAUGACCUAUCCGGCAGCCAGCUUGCACCUUUCCAGGGUCUGCUGCAGGCAGCGUCAGCCACAUUGCUGCACCUUGAGCUAACAGAAUGCCAGCUUGCUGAUACCCAGCUGUUUGCCACGCUACCCAUCUUAACUCGCUGUGCCAGUCUCCGCUAUCUUGGCCUCUAUGGCAACCCGCUAUCCAUGGCGGGCCUCAAGGAGCUGCUGCGGGACUCAGCAGCUCAGGCUGAACUGCGCACCGUGGUACACCCUUUCCCUGUGGAUUGCUAUGAGGGUCUGCCCUGGCCACCACCUGCUUCUGUCCUGCUGGAAGCCUCCAUCAAUGAAGAGAAGUUUGCCCGAGUAGAAGCAGAGCUGCACCAGCUGCUGCUGGCCUCAGGCCGUGCACAUGUUCUCUGGACCACGGACAUCUAUGGACGGCUGGCUGCAGACUACUUCAGCCUAUGAUUGCUAGUCUUUCGGUGAGACACAGGCCAUCAGGGGUCUCCUUGGGUAGAUAGGGCUUUUGGUGGACUAGUGACAAAAGCACUAGAGUCUGCUUUCCUGCCGGCUCUGCCUGGCUUCUGGGUGUACCUUGAGUUCCCCCUGCUUUUUGCACUGCCCUGCACAGUUUGGGUGUGAGUCCUGUCUGCAUCCCAAUACAGGUGUGAGCUGAGAGAGAAGGUCUCCUUGGGCCCUUCCCAUCCCUUUACUGAGAGCCUAAUGCUCUGGGCUUAAAGUUGGACAGGACCUGCUGCAGGGAGGCUUAGGUCUCCGUGCACUCUGGGCUCCAUAUGGUGUUAUGGCUGCCCGUUGUGCUGUGCUUUGGGGCUGGAGGGAGUCAUCAAGGUACUAACUUGCAGUAUGUCUGGAAAUUCAAUUUGUGGCUGUUUUCUCAGUACUAAUUGGUCGUCUGUAACUUCUCCCAAUCUCUGCCAUCACCUCCAUCCUGGCCACUAGUCAGCACCCAUCAUCCAGCCUGUCG
Molecule: messenger RNA, 2450 nt
Organism: Otolemur garnettii (small-eared galago)
Lineage: Eukaryota; Metazoa; Chordata; Mammalia; Primates; Galagidae
Gene: LRRC14
Product: leucine rich repeat containing 14
Exons: 4
Coding region: 452-1933 (493 amino acids)
Cellular component (GO): cytoplasm
Molecular function (GO): kinase binding
Source: RefSeq, a predicted model, not a curated record